This is a messenger RNA of Xyrauchen texanus (razorback sucker), 1113 nucleotides long. RefSeq names its product NK1 transcription factor-related protein 1-like. Gene Ontology annotation, molecular function: DNA-binding transcription factor activity, RNA polymerase II-specific; RNA polymerase II cis-regulatory region sequence-specific DNA binding. Gene Ontology annotation, biological process: cell differentiation; regulation of transcription by RNA polymerase II. Lineage: Eukaryota; Metazoa; Chordata; Actinopteri; Cypriniformes; Catostomidae. The record is from RefSeq and is a predicted model, not a curated record. The coding region runs from base 1 to 1113 and encodes 370 amino acids. The transcript has 2 exons. Gene Ontology annotation, cellular component: nucleus.
AUGAACAGGGAGAAGGUGCAGGUCGGCGACUCCAUCGUGCCUACUGCGCCCGGCGUUAUCGUGGUCGCUCCGCAGGACGGCAUGGACGAGAAGCGCCUCGCUGCAGCUGAAUUGCCGGUGUUUUCCUGCGCUGGAGGGAGAGACGCGGAGAGCAGAGACACCUCGCCGAGACAUGAACCUGCGCCCCCGGGCGCGCCGCCAACCGGUCACCGGACCACCUCGUUCUCGGUUCUGGACAUUUUGGACCCGAAUAAGUUUACUAGUAAGAGGCAAGCGCCCAACAGGACAGAAUUCGCGUUUGGUGAAGAAAACAGAGGAAACGAUGACUCGAAUCACACGAUCGAGCACAAGUCUUAUCCAGAGGACUACGACUGUAAAAAAUCGUCGGGAAUUUUAAAGGAUGGGUUCGUGUUCCGAUCAGAUGAAUGUGAGAAUGAUUUUCCCCGAGGGAAUCAGUCAGACAGCGAGCUUCAGGAUGAUUUGUGCAGCGAGGAGAGCAGCGCCCUGACUGGAAACAACGACGCUGAAUUUGGACAUCAUGAGGACGACGACCCGUUAAAUAAAAGCCCAGACGGACAGCAGAGUCAGCAGUCAGCCUCAAACGGACAGAAUCACUCAACCAAACCCAAACGGAAGCGCACCGGCUCGGACUCAAAGUCUGGCAAACCCAGAAGAGCCCGGACUGCGUUCACGUACGAGCAGCUGGUGGCUCUGGAGAACAAAUUCAAGUCGACGCGCUACCUGUCCGUGUGCGAACGGCUCAAUCUGGCGCUGUCCUUGAGUUUGACAGAGACCCAGGUGAAAAUAUGGUUUCAGAACCGCCGGACCAAGUGGAAGAAACAGAACCCGGGCGCGGACACGAGCGCACCGACCGGUGGGAGCGGAGGGGGACCGAAUGGCCUGAGCAACGGUUUGGGGAGCCUGAGUCCACUGAGCCAGUCUCCUCCUAUGAGCGGCCACCUGUCCAUGCACACCAGCUAUCCGGGUCACACGCCCGGAGGACUAGUCUGUACCGCCCAGUUGCCCUUUCUACCGGGCCAUGCAGUACUGUCACCCUUCAUGCUGGGCUCUCAAACUUAUGGAGCACCAACAUUUUACGCGCCGCACUUAUAA